AUGUCAAUGAAGAAUACAGUUGGUUUAAGAUUGAUGAUGUUUGUGUUGUGUAUGGUGUCAGAGGUUGUUAAUGGUGAAGAGGAGAUUAGAUGCAUUCCAGAGGAGAGGGAAGCACUCCUCCAAUUCAAGACUGCCAUUGUCGAUGAGUACGGCAUGCUCUCAUCUUGGAACACUCCUCACUGCUGUCAAUGGGAGGGGAUUCGCUGCAGCAACCUCACCUCCCAUAUUCUCAGUCUCGACCUUCACGGAGACUUUCUUGUACAAUAUGACCAACGUUAUCUGAGCGGAGAGAUCCACAAGUCGUUGAUAGAGUUGUCACAAUUACAGUAUUUGAACCUCAGUUCUAAUUCUUUUCCAGACACUCACAUCCCAGAGUUUCUUGCCUCUCUCAAAAACUUGAAAUACCUUGAUUUGUCUCAUUGUUAUUUUGGCGGAAGAAUUCCAAGCCAGUUUGGCUCUCUUUCUCAUUUGAAAUACUUAAAUCUUGCUUGGAAUUCUUUGAAGGGUUCAAUCCCUCGUCAGCUUGAAAAUCUCUCCGAAUUGCAACAUCUUGAUCUUAGUUGCAAUCGUUUUGACGGAAAUAUACUUCCUCAACUUGGAAAUCUCUCCCGAUUGCAGUAUCUUGAUCUCAGAGACAAUCUUUUAGAAGGAAAUAUAGCACCUCAAUUUGGAAAUCUCUCCCAAUUGCAUGAGCUCUAUCUUGGAGGAUAUCACCCUCAGUUCUAUCUUUCUAAUAAUCUCAAAAUCAGUGACGGAGGUCAGUGGCUCUCAAAUCUCAUUUCUUUAACCCAUCUUUCUUUGGAAUCUGUAUCAAAUCUUAGUAUUUCUCAUAGUUGGUUGCAAGCGAUUGCGAAGCUACCCAAACUAAGAGAACUAAGUUUAGUUGAUUGUAGCCUUUCCGAUCAUUUGAUUCUGUCAUCCAAACAUUCUAAGUUCAAUUUCUCUACAUCCCUCUCUGUCCUUGAUCUUUCUCAGAACACCUUCACAUCACCAAUGGUAUUCCAGUGGGUGUCAAACAUCACUUCUAACCUUGUUGACCUUGACCUUAGUUUAAAUGCCUUGGAGGGUUCCACAUCAAGUGAUUUUGGCAUCGUCAUGAAUUCGCUUAGGCAUCUUGACCUCUCCUUUAAUAAUUUAAAAGCCAGAGAUUUGAAAUCCUUCAUUAAUAUAUGCAGCUUACAUUCUUUAUCCCUAUCCUCAAACAAUUUGACUGAAGACCUUCCCUCCAUUCUCGGUAAUUUGUCCAGUGGAUGCGUCAGACACUCAUUACAAGAAUUAGGUCUGUUAUGGAAUCACAUCACUGGCACUUUGUCUGACAUUUCAGUAUUUUCCUCUUUGAAAUCAUUGUUUCUUGAGAGAAAUCAGUUAAGUGGAAGGAUACCUCAAGGUGUCAAGUUACCAUCCACUUUGGAGCGUUUGUUAAUUAGCUCAAAUUUCAUCGAAGGUGGACUUCCAAAAUCAUUUGGCAAUGCAUGUUCUUUGUUGUCAUUGGACAUCUCUAAUAAUGGCUUGAGUGAUGAUCUUCCUAUGAUAAUUUCUCACUUGUCUGGAUGUGCUAAAUAUUCAUUGCAAGAAUUAUAUCUACACAGGAAUCAAAUCAAUGGCACACUACCUGACUUCUCAACAUUCAUAUCUUUAAAAAUAUUAGUUCUUUCUGAAAAUAAGCUAAAUGGAGAGAUUCAUAAAGACAUUCAAUUUCCUCCUAAAUUGGAGGAGCUCUACAUGUAUUCAAAUUCUUUAAAAGGUGCGCUGACUGACUACCACUUUGCUAAUAUGUCUAAAUUAGAGAACUUGGAUUUAUCUGAUAACUCAUUGGGCUUGGCAUUUACUCAAAACUGGGUUCCACCUUUUCAAUUGUUAUCGAUAGACUUGAGAUCUUGCCAGCUUGGUCCAACAUUUCCCAUGUGGUUGCAGGCACAAAAUAAGUUUUUCCAUAUUGACAUUUCAAAUGCUACAAUAUCAGAUAUUAUUCCUGAAUGGUUUUGGGCUAAAUUACCUCUACAAAAAGUGAUGACAAUAAAUAUUUCAUCCAACAGUCUACGAGGAAAAAUUCCAACUUCAAUGGGAUCGCUUCUUGAUCUACAAGUAUUGUUGUUGAGAAGUAACAAUUUAGUAGAAGGAAUCCCUUUCUCCCUAAGAAAUUGCACAAAACUAGUAAUGCUUGAUUUGUCAGAAAACAAAUUAUCAGGAUCUAUCCCGGAUUGGAUUGGGACAAAACAACAGUUGCAAAUAUUAAGUUUGAGUAAAAAUCAAUUCUUUGGGAGUUUACCAUUUACGGUUUGUUGUCUAAGAAAAAUUCAACUCUUGGAUCUCUCAGUAAACAACUUAUCUGGAAAAAUUCCUAAAUGCAUAAACAACCUUACUUCAAUGGCUCAAACCACAUCUUCAAUAUAUCUUUAUUAUGUGUUGAAAAUUGGUCUUUAUAAUUCCGAGAGGCAAUACUAUUUGAAUGCAUGGUUGACAUGGAAAGGUUCAAAACAAAUGUUUAUGACUAAAGGUUUGUCACUAUUAAAAAACAUUGAUCUCUCAAGCAAUCAUUUCUCAGAAGAAAUUCCUAUAGAAAUAGAGAAAUUAUCUGGUCUGAUUUCAUUGAACUUAUCAAGAAACAAUUUGAUUGGAAAUAUACCUUCAAACAUUGGAAAUUUAACAUUACUUGAUUCUCUUGAUUUGUCAAGAAACCGACUUGUUGGUUCAAUUCCUCGAAGUCUUGCUCAAAUUUAUGGACUUGGUGUGUUAGAUUUGUCUCAUAACCAUCUAAGUGGAGAAAUUCCUAAAGGCACACAAUUACAGAGUUUCAAUAAAUCUAGUUAUGAAAAUAAUUUCAAUCUUUGUGGACCACCACUUGAGAAGUGUAUUGAGGAUGGAUCUGCACAAGAACCAAAUGUGGAAGUUGAUGAAGAUGAAUAUUCAUUAUUGAAUAAUGAUUUUUUUAUAAGUAUGGCAUUUGGAUUUGUUUUCAAUAUCCCUAACCUCCGUGUUGGAACCCUAGAUUCUCUACUCUCUCUCAGUAAUGACCUCAUCAAGUCGAACAAUUUCGUGGAAGGAGUGACGCACAAGAUCAGGCACCAGAUUGAGGAGCUCCAAAGAGUUUCUGGUGUGGACAGUGGCGGCCUCACUAUUGACGGUGUCCCUGUGGAUUCCUAG
Messenger RNA from Vigna radiata var. radiata (mung bean), 3144 nucleotides. Its product is annotated as LRR receptor-like serine/threonine-protein kinase GSO1. Gene Ontology annotation, cellular component: proton-transporting V-type ATPase, V1 domain. The coding region runs from base 1 to 3144 and encodes 1047 amino acids. The transcript has 4 exons. Gene Ontology annotation, molecular function: protein binding; proton-transporting ATPase activity, rotational mechanism. The record is from RefSeq and is a predicted model, not a curated record. Gene Ontology annotation, biological process: proton transmembrane transport. Lineage: Eukaryota; Viridiplantae; Streptophyta; Magnoliopsida; Fabales; Fabaceae.